Molecule: messenger RNA, 1850 nt
Organism: Microplitis mediator
Lineage: Eukaryota; Metazoa; Arthropoda; Insecta; Hymenoptera; Braconidae
Product: odorant receptor 4-like
Exons: 3
Coding region: 119-1312 (397 amino acids)
Biological process (GO): sensory perception of smell; detection of chemical stimulus involved in sensory perception of smell
Cellular component (GO): plasma membrane
Molecular function (GO): odorant binding; olfactory receptor activity
Source: RefSeq, a predicted model, not a curated record
AUAUGGGGUAGAUAAAAAAACGAUAUAGCUUUUGGUAUCUGGGAGUAUAAUUCUAACUUAAGACUAUACAUAUACUAAAGCAAAGUGAUUUGUCAUUUGAUAUUUUUUUCUGUUAACGAUGAAAUCAAAUGAAAAUGUUAAUGACAGAUUCAAAUUACAGAGAUUUUUCACAUCAAUUUUAGGCCUUUGGCCGCUACAGAAAGAUGAUUUUUAUCGUAAAUUUCGUAUUGGUUAUUCUCUUAGUCAAAUGAUAAUAGUUACAGUAUCAGUGAUUUAUCAGUUUAUAAUAAACUGUGGCGGCAUUGAUGAUACCCUCGACUCUUAUUUUUUGCUGAUAUACAGUAUUUUGAUAUUCAUUAAAAUAUUCUAUACGUCUACAUGCCGUGACUAUUUAAAACGAAUAAUAAUUUCUUCAUACCAAGAUUGGGAAUCGAUAAAAAAUACCGAAGACAUUGAAGUCAUGGUCAAUAAUUCAGCAAUUUACAAUAAUGUAUCAUUGCUAAUAUACAGUUGUGGAUUAAUUACACAGAUUUUGUAUGAUGGUAAAAUAAUAUUUUUUACUGACAGCAGCGCAGUACCAACUCUGGACCAUCAGUCAAAUAGAACAGUUUACAAAUAUCAGCAUAAAUUUUUAUUACCCAGCAGUUGCAUUUUUAAUAACGUCAGUAAAAGUUUAUAUUAUGUAAUUCUGAUUAACGAAAUGGUACAGUCGUUUAUUAUAGCAGUUGGAGAUAUUUGCACCGAUGCCAUGUUUCUGUCCAUAACUGCUCAUAUUUGUGGACAGUUUGAUAUUCUUAUAAAACGAAUGGAUAAAUUUUGUGACAAUAAUUAUAAUUUUGAAGUUAAAAAUCAUGAAUUGACGAUGAUCAUCCAGAGGCAUCAACAUUUGAUAUUUUUAUCAAAUUGUUUGGAAAUUGUUUAUAAUAAAGUGAUAUUAAUGCAAAUGGGAGUAUGCCUUACAUCAUUAAGUGUUGCUGGUGUUACUUUGUUAUUGAGUAUAAAUAAAAACGAUAUUAUAACUGCUAUGAGAUCAGUGAGUACGAUAAAUUUUGUUAUACUCGAGAGCUACAUAUACGCUUAUCCGGCAGAUACUUUGUCCAGAAAAGGAGAUAUUAUGUUGAGAGCAAUAUACAGUUAUUGGUAUAAAUUUCCAAAUGUGAACAAAAAUAUUGUUUUUAUUACAAUGCGUCUUUGUAUCGCGCCGUAUCUUACUGUGGGUAAAUUUUUUAAUUUAACAAACGACUCAUUUAUGAGUGUCAUAAAAACAGCCUUUUCUUAUUUAUCAGUAUUGCGAUUAUUCAUAAUUAAAUAAUAAUUAUUUUAUAGUUUAGUCUGAAUUCGGUGUGAUUUAAUAUUUUCAUUAAUAUUAUCAUGCAACAAUUUUAUUAAAAUCUUGCGCAAGCCUAGUUACUAGUGUUUUAUUUGUCUACGACUUUAUAUGACUGUUAAUUUUGGUGCAGACUCUGUAAAAUUACUUACGCAUUUCUUUAGCAAAAAUGUUGCAAGCUAUGCGUGAGUAACUUUAAUUGAUUUCUGUCGCAAAUUUUUUCUUAAGAAAUGGAUGUGAUUUUAUUAAUAAGCAAUGAGUAAGAUAUCUGCAAAAUUACUUCAUAUAAUAUCAUGGGCGAGUCAUACGAAAAUCUUGACAAUUACUCACAUUAACAUCUUGUGACAGAUUUAUUGGUAUAAAAAGAUUUAGAUAUGUAAGGUUUUCUCGAAGGACGUUUCGCAUCAUUUACAUGACUGCUACAAGAUUGUCACUUGUAUGUAAUUUAUUAAAAGAUUUUAAUGAUUAAUGGCUCAACAGCCAACUUUUGAUAAAAAUUGUUACACAGAUUAUUAGUAUUGUA